Messenger RNA from Salvia miltiorrhiza (redroot sage), 561 nucleotides. RefSeq lists its product as uncharacterized. Lineage: Eukaryota; Viridiplantae; Streptophyta; Magnoliopsida; Lamiales; Lamiaceae. The record is from RefSeq and is a predicted model, not a curated record. The transcript has a single exon. Bases 1 to 561 code for a protein of 186 amino acids.
AUGCCAUUCACUCAGCGCUAUCAGAAAGAGAGGGUGAAAGAGCAGUUCUCCAAGUUCAUAGAGAUCUUCAAGAAGGUGCAUAUUAACAUUCCAUUGGUGGAAGCACUGCAGGAGAUGCCGCAGUAUGCUAAAUUCCUGAAGGAUAUUAUCAAGAGGAAGAAGAGGCUGCGAGAGUUUAAGACGGUAAAUCUCAAUGAGGAAUGCAGCGCAAUCUUGCAGUGGAAGCUCCCAGCAAAGCUCAAACAUCCAGGUAGCUUCACUAUUUCCUGCACCAUUGGAGGCCAACAGUUUGGGAAGGCGCUCUGCGACUUGGGGGCGAGUAUCAACCUCAUGCCCCUAUCUAUCUUUCAACGACUGGCAAUUGGAGAGAUGAAGCCGACGUCGAUCGCGUUGCAGAUGGCAGAUAGGUCGGUGACAUACCCACGGGGGAUAGUGGAGGACGUUUUGGUGAAGGUCAAUGAGUUCAUAUUCUCUGCCGAUUUUGUGAUGUUGGAUUUUGAGGAGGACAAAACCAUCCCGUUGAUACUAGGGAGACCGUUUUGGCCACGAGAAGAGCUUUGA